GGAAUGGAUUUUCAAAUUCGUUGUUCUGGAGAUAAACUAAAGAAUUCCAGCUCCUUCAGUGCAGAGGGGCGAAUGUCUGUGUUUUGUUCAGCUCCCCUGACCUUAUCGAGUAUGAGUUUUACCAAAUAAAGAAUCCGAGGUCCGAUUUCCCGGCAAAUUUUUAGACGGCGCUAAGGAUCAAAAAACAGAGUCUUCUUUUUGUUGAGUCUGUUGAUUUCAAUUUUACUAUCUGCCGAAUCUUUGUUACGGCUGAGGUUUAGUAGCUGUAACUCCUUCAUUUGAAUAGUCCAAUUUUCGUAAUCCCUUUCUUGAUGAUGGGGCUGAGAUUGAUAAGGGUGAUAGCUAGGACACGGAUUCUAAUGGCAAAUGCAAUGGGGUCGAAUCCUUGCAGAUAUGAAGCGACCAGUUUCUAUAGGGACUCCUUUGAUUCUGCCUGCUAAGUAUGCGAAUUUUAGUGCACUGGACUCUGAUGGGUGUAAAAGAUCUGUAUGCUCGUUAAAAGGGGAUUCCCAUUCUCAAUCACCUAGGAGGCGAGGAGAUGGAGGGAGUGGAAGCACCCGAUCUUCUUCAAUCUUGCAAACGUGGCGAGAGAUUGAGGAUGAGCAUGUGGUGGGUCAAGUCCAAGGAAGACCUAGUGAUGAAUUACUUCAGCAAAGGAGUGACGAGUUCAUCACUGACCUCUCACAGGCAAGUAUUCCAGGUAGCCAUGAGACAGGAGAGAGGCAUGUUGUAGAAGAUUCGAUUUUGGGUGAGAAUGAUUGUGAAACAUGGUCACAGUCACAAAGUCAGCUUGAAUCUCCUGACGAGCAGGAUGAAUUAAACAAUUCUAGUUGUGAUAAUUCUUCUGAUCUUGGAGAAAUUGAAAGGGAAAGGGUGAGGCAAAUUUUCAGGGAAUGGAUGAAAAGUGGUGCUGGGGAUCGAGCCACUAACAUUCCCCAAGGUAAUAGCAGUUCAAGAUCAGAAUGGCUGGGUGAAACUGAGCAGGAGAGGGUGAGAAUCAUAAGGGAGUGGGUACAAUUGAGUAGCCAGCAGAGAGUUAUUGCUUCUGGGGACAACAGGGAAGAACAAUCAGCUGAAAUUGGUACCCAAAUAGAACGAGUUCGUGAUGGGUUUGCUGUUAAUCAGAGUGAGGGUCAAACAGAGCAUAUGCGAAGGGGUAUUCGUAAAUUGUGUGGCAGACAGGUCCUGCUUGAUAUGCUUAAGAAGGCUGAGAGGGAAAGACAAAGAGAAGUUCAGGAAUUAUUGGACCAUAGAGCUGUAUCUCAUUUUCCCCAUCGCAACCGCAUUCAGGCAUUUCUCAGGGGUAGGUUCUUGAGAAACGACAGAUCGAUUGAUGUUAACCGGCCCACUUCCAUAGCUGAAAGUGAAUUAGGCUUACUGAGGCAAAAACAGACUGUAUCAGGUCUAAGGGAAGGGUUUUUCUCUGGGAAGGACAAUUCUAGUGGAAGUCAAGUAAUUUGCGCUCUGUCAGAUACCUCAUCCAACAGUGGCAUUGAUGAUAAUUCAAACGAGCAAACUGACUCCAGCAGCUUACCUUUGGUCUCAAUUGUACAUUUUGAACAGUCUGAACCUACCGUUGGAGGAAGUGAUGGAGUUGGGAUUGUAGAUGGUCAGAGUUUUACUCAAGUAACCAUUACGGAAGAUUUAGAUUGUCAAGACCCCGCUGCUGAUAUAGGAGGGUCAUCACAGCUUUUGGAAUUUGAGUCAAGAGAUUGCCAAUCAUCAUCCAGUACUGGGAUGAGAAGAAGAGAUGAUAGUGGGCAAUAUGUUGUUGUGAUGGGAGUUGAAGAUACCAUUGAUGGACUCAUGCAACAGAGUUGUCAGAUUGAAGUUACAGAAUAUAGCAACAUGCAGGGAUCUAGUGAGGUAUAUCCUGAGGAAUCGGAGCCGAGGGUCACAAGCAAUGAUGAUAAUGGUUUAUCAGCUUCUAGUGAUGUUAUGGAAGCCACUAUGGUAGAUGAUGAAAAUAGGUAUGACUCUACUGCUCUGGAAGAACAUCAGCAGGAAGAAAUUAUUGAAAAUGAAGGAAGUGAUGAAUCCCUGAGAAAUGGCUUAGAGGGAAGUCUAGAUGAUAAUCGUCCUGGUGGUACAGCCAAUGAGUGGCCUCAAGACAUUUUGGGCAAUGAAGAUGGGGAAAAUUCUCAUCUACCAGAAGCCCCAGAAAUGUGGCAGGAGGAUGGUGGCUUUCAGGAGGCUGUGGAAAAUUGGUUGGGUGGACCUUCUGAUCAUGAAGUUGCUCCAGUUGGUAGAAUACAUGGCUUUUACUUUCCAGAUGAUGACAAUGUGAACAGCGUGGAACUCAGGGAACUGCUAAAUAGGAGAAGUGUUUCCAACCUCCUUGGCAGCAGUUUUCGCGAAAGUCUUGACCAGUUGAUACAAUCAUAUGUUGAAAGGCAAGGUCAUGCUCAUGUUGAGUGGGAGCUGCAAGAAACAACUCCUUCUUCUGCCUCAGUUGAACAGGACCUGGAGCAGCCGCGUAGGGAUCAGAUUGUUGGUCAGGAGGAUACCAUCAACAUUCCACUUGACCAACCUUCAUCACCAACACCUCCUGAGCCUCUCUGGGAACGACAUUCCAAUCAUGACAAUUGGCCGCGAGCUGAGAUGAAUAAUCAGCAUCCAGGAAUUGGGCAUUCAUUUUCUUUGGAGUGGGAGAUUAUCAAUGACUUGAGAAUUGACAUGGCUAGGCUACAGCAAAGAAUGAAUAAUAUGCAGAGAAUGUUGGAGGCCUGUAUGGAUAUGCAGCUUGAGUUGCAGCGCUCAAUAAGACAGGAAGUUUCUGCAGCCCUAAAUCGCUCAGCUGGUUCAUCAGAUAUGCAUGACCAUGAUUCACCCGAUGUAAAGUCUAAAUGGGAAUGCGUAAGAAAAGGACUAUGUUGUAUAUGCCGCGCAAGCAAUAUUGAUUCUUUGUUGUACAGAUGCGGGCACAUGUGCACUUGUUCAAAAUGUGCCAAUGAGCUGUUCCAAAGUAGAAGAAAGUGUCCAAUGUGUCAAGCGCCUGUGGUGGAGGUGAUACGUGCUUAUUCUAUACUAUAACUUCGACGUGAAAAUAAUGCCCACACUUUUAACAAAAUACAGGAACCUGACCAGUAGUAGAUCCUGGACAUUUUCCAGGUAUAUUUUCCCCCCUUUCAGAUUUCAUGAUGUCUGUAUUUAUGCUGAGUGCACAGAUGGGGAUACCCACCCUAUAGCAUUUUUUUCGCCCUCGACUCUGAAAUGAAUAAAAAAAAAAUAUGCUGUUUACGGAGCU
This is a messenger RNA of Prosopis cineraria, 3247 nucleotides long. RefSeq lists its product as uncharacterized. The transcript is spliced from 9 exons. Lineage: Eukaryota; Viridiplantae; Streptophyta; Magnoliopsida; Fabales; Fabaceae. The coding region runs from base 367 to 3033 and encodes 888 amino acids. The record is from RefSeq and is a predicted model, not a curated record.